Messenger RNA from Polypterus senegalus (gray bichir), 1438 nucleotides. RefSeq lists its product as uncharacterized. The record is from RefSeq and is a predicted model, not a curated record. NCBI's taxonomy places the organism in Eukaryota, Metazoa, Chordata, Cladistia, Polypteriformes, Polypteridae. Gene Ontology annotation, molecular function: nucleic acid binding. The transcript has 2 exons. The coding region runs from base 112 to 975 and encodes 287 amino acids.
CCUCCCUUUUCAAAUGUAGGGCUCGAUGUGUUUGGUCCUUGGAUUGUUGCCUCACUUCACACUAGAGGAGGUCUGGUGAACAGUAAACGCUGAGCAGUCAUAUUUACUUGUAUGAGUAUCAGGGCUGUCCACAUGGAGGUGGUUGAAUCCAUGGACACCUCAAGCUUCAUCAAUGCUUUCCAUCGGUUCAUAUCUGUUAGGGGCCCAGUUAAAAGAAUCCGCUCUGAUAGAGGGACUAAUUUUAUUGGAGCUUGUAAAGAGCUAAGAAUUGCAUCAAACCUCGACAUUGACUGCAUUGAGAGAUACUUGUCUGAGCAAGAUUGUACCUGGACAUUUAACCCUCCACAUUCUUCACACAUAGGAUGGGUAUGGGAGCGCAUGAUAGGUAUGGCCCGGAGAAUACUCGAUUCCAUAUUUUUACAAGCAGGGACGGCAAGACUAACUCAUGAUUCUCUUGUAACUUUCAUGGCUGAAGUAAUGGCUAUUAUGAAUGCCAGACCCUUGACAUUAAUGUCUGAUGACCCAGAAGAUCCACAGCCUCUAACUCCUUCCACAUUGCUCACCCAAAAGAUUGGCCUGAUUGAGGCUCCUCCUGGUGACUUCAACACGAAAGACUUGUACAAGCGCCAUUGGAGACAAGUGCAGUGUUUGGCUAAUGUCUUUUGGGACAAAUGGAGGAAACAGUACCUCUCCACUCUGCAGCCGCGCAGUAAAUGGCAAUCUGGAAGGCCAAACCUAAAAUCUGGAGAUGUGGUUCUAGUGUGGAAUUGUCAAUCUAAAAGGAAUGAUUGGCCUCUUGGACUGGUGACUAAAGUGUUUCCUAGUGAGGAUGGUAGAGUUCGUAAAGUAGAGGUUAAAGUUUGUAGAGAUAAUGAGACCAGACUUCGAGAUAUCCAGAUAUCCGAACUUGUUCUUAAGUUAAGGAUGAUAUCUUCGAUAUCAGGUGGGGAGUGUCAUGUUUGUUGGGAAGGGUAAAGUGCCUAAUUAUUGAGCAUUUCCAUUUGUGGGUGGUUGUUGUGUUCAGGUAUGCAUGCUCUGUAAUGUUUGUCCUUCCUGAGCCGCCUUAGAGGGGGGCAUUCUCUAUGUGGGUAAUGUAUCUGCCACGGACACAUAGAGUGAAGUUCAUCCUGACUGUUCAGUCCUAUGGUAGCAUAGCCGGUAAGUUUAUAUUUGUAAAAUGUUACCGUUCUGUACUGCUACGUGUAGUUUAAAUCUGUUGUCAAAAUGUUUGCAUGCUGAAUAUUAUUUUUUUUUUACUUGUAGUUUCACACCUGCUCUUUAUUAAUAAACUGGAGAUUUGUACACCUCGUGUCAAGUCAGUCUCCGGGUCGUCUUAUUGAUCAAGGGAGGAGUUUAGCUGCCUGAAUAUCUAUUACCACGUAAUAGUGAGAUCAGAACACCAUCUUGUCACGCCAGCCCAGCAAGAAUACAGCACAAG